Seminavis robusta is the source of this 768-nucleotide messenger RNA. NCBI's taxonomy places the organism in Eukaryota, Bacillariophyta, Bacillariophyceae, Naviculales, Naviculaceae. The record is from the annotation of a GenBank genome assembly.
AUGCAUGGAAGAAGAAAACCAACUCAAAAUCGGCAAGGUGUCAACAUCAAAAUCAAAAUCAAAAUGACGUCUCAGUUUGCGGCCUCCAAACUCCAGUUUGCGGACUCCAAACUCCAGUUUGCAGACUCCAAACUCCAGUUUGCAGACUCCAAACUCCAGUUUGCAGACUCCAAACUCCUGUUUGCGGACUCCAAACUCCUGUUUGCGGACUCCAUCUGAUGGCUUACCUUUUGCCCUCAGCCCUUCAUUCAAUUCAAUCACAUUGGUUCCGGAGUCCCAGGGACGAAAAGCUCUUCAUUGUGGACCCAAUCAAUGGUACAAUAAGCCUAACUAACAAGAGAGUUAUAAUGAUCAACAUCAUCUGCAUCGUCAAUGCCAUCGUUUGAGCCUCUGAAAACACGAUAGAAAAUUUGCGUCCUUCCUUGCUGAUAGCCGUUUCGUUUCAAACUGUGGAACGACCGUCGGCAAAGGUACCGUACCAGUGGUUGAUUGUCGGAGGCUGCUUCCUGGCUGUCACUCAUCAGUGGCAAAGGCUUUGUGUCAUCGUCAUGCCGGGGUGUCCCAACGUAGAACGUGAAUGAUGUGUUGAACGGAAGAAGAAAGAUGUCUUCGAAUGGAAGAAGCUCGCGACCGAUGUUGCCAGCCUACCGGUACCGUAGGAUCGAAACAAGAGGAGCCUGUCAUGGUGGAGUAGUAGCAGCCGCUGAAAAGAAGAGGUAACAUCAUCUUGAUACAGUCAAGGUUUUGUCACAAACCAAAAUAUCAAGC